AUGACCGAUAACGACCAUUUCUCCCGCACGUCUUCCCGCACGUCUACGACGGAUAGUGAUACUGAAUCUCGAAGCGAACAAAAUGGUUCCGGCCGCCAUGAACUCGACAACGCAGCGCUGGAAAAGCAGACCACUGCGGCCUCGGGGCUGUCAGUACUCGAGCAGCGCGCACAGUCAGUGAUAUCGAGAAUCCGAAGUCGAGAACCCGGGCAAACUGCUCGUUUCACGCACCCUUUGUCGCAUAGCAAAACGACAGAAGAUGUCAUUGUGGAUUUCGACGGGCCUGAUGACCCCUACAGGCCAUUGAACUGGGGAUUUAGGAAGAAGGCUGUUACCACCGUGCUAUACGGUCUGACAACAAUGGGUGCGACUUGGGCAAGUUCAAUUUAUUCCACCGGCACCGUUCAAGUUUCCAAACAAUUCGGCGUUGGAGAGGAAGUUAGCACCCUUGGAACAACAUUACUACUAUUUGGGUUCGGACUUGGUCCGCUUGUAUUUGCCCCUCUCUCCGAAGUAUACGGGCGUAAAUCUGCCGUUCUCAUACCCUACUUCAUCGCCGCUAUAUUCUCGUUCGGCACUGCAACCGCCAAAGAUCUGCAGACCGUCAUGAUUACUCGCUUUUUCACGGGAUUCUUCGGCUCGGCUCCCGUCACCAACACCGGCGGCGUUUUGGGCGAUAUCUGGUCCGCGGAGCAGCGGGGUGCAGCUAUUGUUGGGUAUGCCAUGGCCGUUGUCGGUGGUCCUGUGCUCGGGCCAAUCGUCGGCGGUGCUAUCGUCCAGAGCUAUCUUGGAUGGAGAUGGACGCAAUAUAUCACCGGCAUCAUGAUGAUGUUCUUCCUCGCCCUGGACGUGAUCUUCCUCGACGAAAGCUACGCACCCGUCCUUCUCGUCUACAAAGCCCGCCGGCUCCGAUACGAGAGCGGCAACUGGGCUUUACAUGCGCGGCAUGAAGAAUGGGACGUGACCCUCAAGGAACUAGGCAACAAAUACCUCGUUCGGCCCUUCCAACUGCUAGCCACCCCGAUUUGCUUCCUGGUCGCGCUCUACGCAUCCUUCGUCUACGGAAUCCUCUACCUGAGUCUCGCAUCGUUCCCCGUCGAAUUCCAGGAAGUCCGCGGCUGGAACCCCGUGGUCGGCGCCCUCCCCUUCCUCUCCUACCUCAUUGGCAUUCUCUUUGGUGCAGCCCUCAAUCUCUUCAACCAGCGGUUCUACAUCGAGCGCUUCAGAGCCAACAACAACUUCCCCGUCCCCGAGGCCCGUCUCCCUCCGAUGAUGGUCGGAUCCGUCUUCUUCGCCGCCGGCCUGUUCAUCUUCGGCUGGACAGGCGCAAAGAACAUCCACUGGAUCGGCCCCAACGCCGGCGCCGUCUCCAUGGGCUUCGGCUUCUUCACCAUCUUCCAGGCCGCCCUGAACUACCUCAUCGAUACCUUCCAGCAGUACGCCGCCAGCGCCGUCGCAGCAAACACUUUCCUCCGCAGCCUGUUCGCCGGCUGCUUCCCGCUCUUCGCGAGCAUCAUGUUCCGCAAGAUGGGCGUCAACUGGGCGGCCAGCACGCUAGGUUUCGUGGCUGUCGCGCUGAUCCCCAUCCCGUACCUGUUCUACAUCUACGGACCGCGGAUCAGGGCACGCGGGAAGUGGUCUCAAGCUUCGGUUUACGGCCAUGCUCAUGGCCAGUAG
Molecule: messenger RNA, 1677 nt
Organism: Aspergillus udagawae
Lineage: Eukaryota; Fungi; Ascomycota; Eurotiomycetes; Eurotiales; Aspergillaceae
Product: MFS transporter
Exons: 5
Coding region: 1-1677 (558 amino acids)
Biological process (GO): transmembrane transport
Molecular function (GO): transmembrane transporter activity
Source: RefSeq, a predicted model, not a curated record